Messenger RNA from Papilio machaon (common yellow swallowtail), 1783 nucleotides. Its product is annotated as cytochrome P450 4g15. The transcript has 11 exons. Gene Ontology annotation, molecular function: iron ion binding; heme binding; monooxygenase activity. The coding region runs from base 82 to 1770 and encodes 562 amino acids. NCBI's taxonomy places the organism in Eukaryota, Metazoa, Arthropoda, Insecta, Lepidoptera, Papilionidae. The record is from RefSeq and is a predicted model, not a curated record.
CGGCAUAUCGUAUUACAGUAAAGCACAGGCCGGCAGAACGCGGAGGUGGUUGUCACUUGAUGUUCGAAAAUUUAAAGCAGGAUGACGGUAGUAGAAGAUAUACCGACGGACCCCAGUACGUCAACACGGCUGAUUGUCUACCCAUUAGUACUGGUGGCCACAGUACUCUGGAUUCUAUAUCGAUGGCAAACACAAUCCAAGCUGUAUAAGCUAGGCAAUAAGUUGCCCGGUCCAUCCACUGUACCACUAUUUGGCAAUGCUUUAUUGGCGUUCGGGAAGAAACCUGAUGAGUUGGUUUGUAUGGGACUUGAAUACAUUGAAAAGUACGGAACGGUGGUCCGAGGUUGGCUCGGCUCGCAGCUGGUUGUUUUCCUCUGCGAUGCAGACGACGCUGAGGUCAUUUUAAACAGCCAAGAACACAUCGACAAGGCGUCGGAGUAUAGAUUCUUCAAGCCUUGGCUUGGUGAAGGACUCUUAAUAAGUUCAGGUGAAAAGUGGCGGUCACAUCGUAAAAUGAUUGCACCAACAUUUCACAUAAACAUAUUGAAAUCCUUUAUCGGCGUAUUCAAUCAGAACAGCAAGAACGUAGUGGACAAAAUGAAAAACGAAACAGGAAAAGUAUUUGACGUACACGACUACAUGAGCGGUGUUACGGUUGAUAUUUUGCUUGAAACUGCUAUGGGUAUCACAAAAGAAACUCAAGACCAAUCUGGAUUUGAUUACGCCAUGGCUGUUAUGAAAAUGUGUGACAUCAUUCAUCAGAGACAUUAUAAAUUCUGGAUGCGUUUCGACGCCAUAUUUAAAUUUACAAAAUUCUUCGAAAAACAAAAGGAACUAUUAAAUAUUAUUCACGGUUUAACGAACAAGGUCAUUAAAAACAAAAAAGAGAAAUAUCUAGAAAACAAAGCUAAAGGUAUAAUUCCACCAACAAUUGAUGAACUCACACAAAACAAAGGAACGAAUGACUCUGUAUUAGCAAAUGUUAAAACACUAGGAGACACCGUUUUCAAAGGAUAUCGAGAUGAUUUAGACGAUAAUGAUGACAAUGACGUGGGUGAGAAAAAACGUUUGGCCUUCUUAGAUCUGAUGAUCGAAUCAGCUCAAAAUGGUACAAAUGAUAUAACAGACUUUGAAAUCAAAGAAGAGGUCGAUACGAUCAUGUUUGAGGGCCACGACACGACUGCUGCAGGCUCGAGUUUUGUAUUGUGCCUCCUUGGAGUGCACCAGAAAAUUCAGGACAGGGUUUACAACGAGUUGUACGAUAUAUUUGGCGACUCGGACCGACCAGCAACAUUCGAAGACACGCUCCAAAUGAAAUAUCUGGAACGCGUCAUUUUCGAAUCUCUACGCAUGUAUCCACCUGUACCGAUUAUCGCUAGAAAAUUAAAGAGGGACGUUAAAAUAGCUACAAAUAACUACGUUUUGCCCGCUGGUGCGACAGUUGUCAUCGGUACUUACAAAAUCCACCGCAAUCCAAAAUACUAUAAAAAGCCGGAAGUUUUCGAUCCAGAUAACUUCUUACCAGAAAACACCCAGAACAGGCACUACUACAGCUACAUACCUUUCAGUGCUGGACCGAGAAGUUGUGUUGGUCGUAAAUACGCCAUCUUGAAACUGAAAGUACUACUUUCAACUAUAUUAAGAAACUAUAAAAUGGUUUCUGACAUCACUGAAGACCAAUACAGGCUCCAAGCUGAUAUAAUAUUGAAACGUACCGACGGAUUCAGAGUACAGAUCGAGCCUCGGCAGAGAGUGCCAAUUGUAGCAUAGUAACAUUCCUUAU